CGGUGGCUGAAGCCCUGCAGUGUCGGUGUAUCCUGAGAGGGAAGGACACUCUCUUAUCCUCCUUUAAUCGUCCUGUAGCUUUGCAGAACAGAUUCAGCAGAGCAGGUUUGCUUUCACCGGUUGGUCAGUGUUGUGGUUGAUAUUAAUCCACCAGCUGCAGGCUUCAGGCGCUUUCUUCAAGGAGGACAAAAAGCCGACAGGAGAAAUUUUAACAAACAAACAAACAAACCUUUUCAAGUUCAAGUUGUCAUUUUGCUAACUAGCUAAAAGGCUAAUCAUGCUGGUACGUAAAGUCACUCAGAAUGCGGCGCUGUGUAAUGCUGUGCUUCGCCUACCACAGUCCAUGUCAGGAACACAACGGCAAGCAGGAGCUGUCGUAGCUGUGCAAAGCCUGCGUCCUUAUGUUAGCCAAAGUGCUGAGGCGGUCUUGGAGAAGUCGUCAGCCAGCAGUGGUGUUGCUGCCAAGGCUGAAAGAGUGGACAAGAAGGCUGCCAGUGUGGAGUCAAAAUCCUUUGCUGUGAACAUGUUUAAAGGGCAGAUCAGCACCUCACAGGUGUUCCCCUUUCCCACAGUGCUGAAUGAGGAGCAGUCCGAGUUUCUCAGGGAGCUCGUGGGACCUUGUUCAAAGUUUUUUGAAGAAGUAAAUGACCCUGCUAAGAAUGAUCAACUGGAGAAGGUAGAAGAUCAGACCUUGGAGGGGCUGAAGGAGAUGGGAGCUUUUGGCCUGCAGGUGCCUGCUGAUCUGGGCGGCGUGGGCCUCAACAACACACAGUAUGCCAGGCUGGUGGAGAUUGUGGGCAUGCAUGACCUGGGCGUGGGCAUCACCCUUGGUGCUCACCAGUCCAUCGGCUUUAAGGGUAUUCUCCUCUUCGGCAAUGAGCAACAGAAAGAGAAGUACCUUCCCAAGCUGGCCUCAGGAGAAACAAUUGCUGCAUUCUGUCUGACUGAGCCAUCUAGUGGCUCAGAUGCUGCCUCUAUCAGGUCUGUUGCUGUGCAAUCACCCUGUGGAAAGUACUUCACCCUCAAUGGAAGCAAAAUUUGGAUCAGUAAUGGAGGCCUGGCUGAGAUCUUUACUGUGUUUGCUAAGACUCCAGUGAAAGAUGAGAAAACUGGAGAAGUGAAGGACAAGAUCACUGCUUUCAUUGUUGAAAAAAGCUUUGGAGGAGUUACACAUGGCCCUCCAGAGAAGAAGAUGGGCAUCAAGGCCUCAAACACAGCAGAGGUGUACUUUGAGAACGUUCGUAUACCAGCCGAGUGCGUACUGGGUGAAAUCGGAGGAGGAUUUAAGGUGGCCAUGAAUAUCCUUAACAACGGGCGCUUUGGCAUGGCUGCAGCACUCUCAGGAACCAUGAAGGGUGUUCUCGCUAAAGCGGUGGACCAUGCUGCGAACAGGACACAGUUCGGUAACAAAAUCCACAACUACGGAGUCAUACAGGAGAAAAUGGCCAGAAUGGCCAUGAUGCAGUAUGUUACAGAGUCUAUGGCCUACAUGGUCAGUGGGAACAUGGACAGUGGAGCAACAGAUUUCCAGAUCGAGGCUGCCAUCAGUAAAAUCUUUGCCUCUGAAGCAGCAUGGACUGUGACUGAUGAGUGUAUUCAGAUUAUGGGUGGAAUGGGUUUCAUGAAGGACGCUGGUGUCGAGAGGGUCCUGCGAGACCUGCGAAUCUUCCGUAUCUUUGAGGGCACCAACGACAUUCUGCGACUCUUCGUGGCGCUCAACGGCUUCCAGAAUGCAGGAAAUCAGCUGAAGAACUUACAAAAAGCUCUGAAAAGUCCAUUCAGCAAUGCUGGCUUGUUGGCUGGGGAGAUCACCAAACGUGCCAAAAGGAAGGCUGGCAUGGGUACAGGCCUCACGCUGCAGGGAAGUGUCCAUCCAGAACUGGCUCACAGUGGCGCUCUGGCGGUUAAAGCUAUUGAGCAGUUUGGAGAGGUGAUUGAAGAACUGCUUCUAAAGCAUGGCAAAAGGAUCAUUGAUGAGCAGUUUGUGCUGAAAAGAGUUGCAGACUGUGCUAUUGACUUAUAUGCUAUGGUUGUGGUGCUGUCCCGGGCCUCCAGGUCUUUGAGUCAGGGUCACUCUUCUGCUCAGCAUGAGAAGAUGCUUUGUGAAACCUGGUGUACUGAGGCUCAUGAGAGAAUCAUGCAGGACAUCAAGUUCCUGAGGUCAGGCACAUCCAAGCAGAUCUUCAAGAACCUGCGGGCCAUUUCUGCAGCUGUGGUAGAGAAUGGAGGGGUGGUUUCUCCUCAUCCCUUGGGCUUUUAAAAAUCACUUUCCUCUUUCUCUUAGUGCCAUCAGUCAGUCAUAAUCUAACUGUCUCUUAGACAUUGAUAAGCAUUCAUAUUUCAUGUGACUUUCCACAUGGCUCAGUGCUUCAAAGCUGGGCGAGUGGAGGGAAUUGUUAUACCCCUAUAAGACUUGCUAGUACCAGUCUGUAAAAUUAAUGUCAAAUAAACUGAAUCUGCAAAGAUUUCAGCACAGGAAAUGUUUCGAAAGUGUUUUGGGGUCUGUAACUGGUUGGUAUAGUAUGUGAGAGAUUCACUGAUUGAAAAUAUAGUACUAGGGUUUUUUUUUUUUUUGUUUGUUUGUUUUUUUUAAACCACAUACUUGGACCCACAUCUGGCCUCUUUCUAGUGUUGUUAAUUUGUCAUUGUAUUGAAGGGAUUUUAACUGAAAAACAGUUGUUAUUUUGCCAUGUCAUUGUCUUUUAGAGCUAAUUUUGGCCUGGUUCAACAUUGUUUUUCCAUCAUCAGUACACUCUGUACAUAAGAUUUUAUAUUUGUGUAUAAACUGUCAGACUGCCUUAGUGAAUUUAACUUUUUAAGGCCUUCUAUUACUUGGCUAUUGAACAUCCCUUGAAGAAUUCUUGCAGUCAAAUGGUUAGAAAAAUUAGCAAGAAAUCAUUUGGGUGUUUUUGUAUUCAGUUUAUCACAAAUAUCCUCAAUUGCUGUGUGCUGCGGUACUGAAAUGUAAAUGUGCAUAACUGUAACAGUGUAACUUUUUUAUUUAGUAGAUUUUGGAUUUCAUUCCCACAAUUCUGUGCAUGUAGGAUUUUCUGUUCCUGUUGUAAACAAUGGCUGCAGAUCUGCAUAUGUGUGAAAUGAGACGUGAAAGCCUUAAUUGUACUCCCUGUCUGUUCGUCUAUUCACAACAGAAAUUGCAGAAUUUGAGCAAUAUAUUUAUUACAAAUUAACGUGGUAAGGAUUACACACAUGCAUACAGUUGAUCAGUGCCUGAAAUUCACAAUGCAGUUACAGUAAAUUAAGAUUAGUUUGACUAAAGAAAUGUCAAGAGGUCUCUGCAGGAGGUUUUUAACCAUGUAACAGAGUCUUGUGGUUAAAAAUAAAUAAACUUGCCAGAAUUAAAUAAACAAGAAAAUGAA
Messenger RNA from Pangasianodon hypophthalmus (striped catfish), 3377 nucleotides. RefSeq names its product acyl-CoA dehydrogenase very long chain (gene acadvl). The transcript has 21 exons. The record is from RefSeq and is a predicted model, not a curated record. Lineage: Eukaryota; Metazoa; Chordata; Actinopteri; Siluriformes; Pangasiidae. The coding region runs from base 278 to 2260 and encodes 660 amino acids. Gene Ontology annotation, molecular function: very-long-chain fatty acyl-CoA dehydrogenase activity; flavin adenine dinucleotide binding; fatty-acyl-CoA binding.